Messenger RNA from Sphaeramia orbicularis (orbiculate cardinalfish), 2607 nucleotides. RefSeq lists its product as uncharacterized. The record is from RefSeq and is a predicted model, not a curated record. Gene Ontology annotation, biological process: proteolysis; DNA integration. The transcript has 2 exons. Gene Ontology annotation, molecular function: aspartic-type endopeptidase activity; nucleic acid binding. Bases 58 to 2583 code for a protein of 841 amino acids. Lineage: Eukaryota; Metazoa; Chordata; Actinopteri; Kurtiformes; Apogonidae.
CCAACAGCACCUGAUGAGAGAAGUAGCGCACACACAAAUACACGUGAUCACGUGAAUAUGCAAAUGCAAAACAUUUUAACAGCUAUUGAACACAUUAAAAGCAAAACGAAAACACCCAUUGUAGGUACAUACACACAUCUCACAGAUGCAUCUGUACAAAAAUUACCAAUAAUGUUUUUAACUGUUUCAGGGAAAGACAUAGCAUUUAUUGUUGACUAUGGAGCUACAUGUUCAGUGAUUAAACAAUGUGACCUACCUGACGUGAAACUCAGUGGUAGACAUGUUAUCUCCAUUGGUGCUAGCGGUAUGCGGGUACGGGAAAAAUUCACAACACCCAUUGCUUGUGUUCAUUCUGAUCCUAUGACCAAAAUUAAACAUUCUUUUCUUCUGUCCUCAUGCUGUCCAUUCAAUCUCCUGGGACGAGACCUGAUGUUGACACUGGGGAUAGACCUCAUCUCAACACCAGAGGGCGUUAAAGCCAUAAGAGGCCCAUUAGAACCGCCUUCUAUCUACUCAAUGCUUAAGUACCCUGAUACACACACGCUGUUUGUUUACCAAUGGUGGAUUCCACUGUCUCCAGCUGACAUGUUUACAGACCGUGCACAUGUUUUGGUGAGUCCUAACGCAGAUUUUAUGCGUUCUGAGAACCUCCACUGCACGUUUCACGUGUCUACACACCCAGACGAAGAGUAUGAAGAAGAUUUCCUGACUGAACUGAAUGAUGACAUGAUCACUGACUCUCUCUACUGGUCUGAAAUGCACAGCGCAAUAACUGUGGUGUUAACAUCCACACAACUCGAGUACUAUAAAAUUCCUGGCAGUAUUCCACACAUCUCGCUCUCAAAAAAACAAACUCAUCAGUGGCGAGACCUGGGACCAUGGGUUAAAUCCUGUGCCUCCCUAGUGGAUUGGACUGUUACCACAGAUCCAAACGUUCUCUAUUCACCAUCUGCACAUGUGUACAAAACAAAGUGGCGAACAAUUAGCCCUGUCUUACAUUCAGUAUAUGUUCUAUGUACUGACUCAGACACAGAAAAUGCACAUACACUCCUCACAGCCACCGAUGUUCAUCCGGCCCUAGGGAUUAUCCCUGAUUCCCUAUGGGCAAAAGGCAAGUAUGAUGUAGGGUUAAUCAGAAACCGUGAACCUGUAGUGGUUACACCCAAAUCUGACUAUAGGCCAAAGAGACCACAAUACCCACUGCGCAAAGAAGCCGCUGAAGGUAUAAAACCAGUUUUUGAGUCUCUCUUACAGGCAGGAGUAAUCAUCCCCUGUGACGACUCACCUGUGUGCACACCUAUUUUUCCUGUACAAAAAUACAGGGAGCCCCCUGCUAACCCAGAAUGGCGUUUUGUUCAAGACCUAAAACCAGUUAACGCUGCAAUUCACGCUAGAACACCAAAUGUGCCUAACCCUUACACCAUCCUAACCCAGGUGCCGUCCACCUCCAAAUGGUUCUCUGUGGUGGAUCUGUCCAACGCCUUUUUUAGCGUUUCCGUUGAUCCUGACUCCCAAUUCUGGUUUGUGUUCCAGUUUGACGGUAAAGGUUACACUUUUACCCGCCUUCCUCAGGGGUAUGCAGAAUCACCCACCAUUUACAACGCAACAUUAUGCGCGUCACUCGCUCCAUUGAAACUCACUGACAACACAGCCCUCCUACAAUAUGUAGAUGACCUGUUACUUUGCGCGCCCACUGAAGAGCAGUGCACCACAGACACCAUCAUGCUGUUGAAACACCUGGCAAAGGAAGGGCACAAAGCUGAUCUGUUAGAUGCUAUUUUACUCCCCACACAGAUUGCAGUCUGCAAAUGUGUUGCUCACACCAACUUCUCUGACCCUGUCUCUAUAGGAAACGCUAGGGUGGAUGCAGCUGAAAAAGCAGCUUGUUGCCUGCCUCUGCCACAGCAGCUUGCAGAAGCUGAUGUCACGUGUUUUCUUUCACUUCCUUCCUCUCUCUCAGCAGUUCAGUCACUGGCAUCAGACAAACAUCAAUGGAAGACUGCAGGAGCUACAUUUGACACUGGCAUGUGGGUGGGGCCAAACGGCAAACCGUGUCUGCCCUCUGCACUCUUUUCACAUUAUGCUAAAUUGACACAUGGGUUAGACCAUGUAUCAAAAGGGGGAAUGCAAGAAAUGAUAAAUCAGAAUUGGUUCACAAAAGGCUUUUCAGCCUAUGCUCAAAAACAUUGCCAAGCCUAUGUAAUUUGUGCUUCACACAACCCAGGCAGAUCAAUUCAAAUCACACAACAAGCAGCACAUCCACCCCCAAUCAGACCGUUUGAACAUGUUAUGAUGGACUUCAUUGAACUUACACCAUCAGAAGGUAAGAAAUAUUGUCUUGUCAUGGUUGACAUGUGGUCAAAAUGGGUUGAAGCCUUUCCAGCCUCAAAAAGCACAGCAUCAGUGGUAGCAAAAGCACUACUAUCCGAAGUAAUUCCGCGUUGGGGAAUUCCGAGUAAAUUGUCGAGUGACAACGGACUGCACUUUGCAAACGAAGCAGUUGACCAAAUUUCUCAGUACCUAGGUACAGAUGUAAGAAAACACUGUGCUUACCACCCAGCCAGUGGUGGUGCUGUUGAAUGAGAGAACGGAAUUCUGAAGAACAAA